Messenger RNA from Salarias fasciatus (jewelled blenny), 2394 nucleotides. It is a transcript of the gene adra1d, whose product is annotated as adrenoceptor alpha 1D. Gene Ontology annotation, molecular function: alpha1-adrenergic receptor activity. Gene Ontology annotation, cellular component: plasma membrane. Bases 97 to 1611 code for a protein of 504 amino acids. Lineage: Eukaryota; Metazoa; Chordata; Actinopteri; Blenniiformes; Blenniidae. The record is from RefSeq and is a predicted model, not a curated record. Gene Ontology annotation, biological process: positive regulation of MAPK cascade; adenylate cyclase-activating adrenergic receptor signaling pathway; positive regulation of vasoconstriction. The transcript has 2 exons.
CUGGUGGUCUUACGGACGAGAGACUGAAAGCAGUGUCCGUCACUCUGCGUUCUUCAGAAAAACUUAGCCCAAAGUUCUCUUUAUGGCGUUUUCAAAAUGACAGCCUCUAACUUGAGGAACGACAGCAACCAUGGGACGUAUUUCACUGAGGCUGGUGUCAAUGGAUCUCUCUUGGAGCAGAUGCUGUUUCCCAAUGACAGCAUCACGACGUGCAGGAACUUCACCAUGGACUCGCAGGUUGUCGGGGUCGGGGUCUUUCUCUCCGUUUUCAUCCUGGUGGCGAUCGUUGGGAAUAUUCUGGUCAUCCUGUCCGUGGUGUGCAACAAACACCUGCAGACCGUCACAAACUUCUUCAUCGUCAACUUGGCCAUGGCGGAUCUGCUGCUGAGCAUCAUCGUGCUGCCGUUCUCCGCAUCCCUGGAGGUGCUGGGCUGCUGGGUGUUCGGACGGGUCUUCUGCAACAUCUGGGCUGCGGUGGACGUCCUCUGCUGCACCGCGUCCAUCCUCAGCCUCUGCAUCAUCUCCGUGGACCGCUACAUCGGGGUGAAGCACUGCCUGAAAUACCCCAGCAUCAUGACGGAGAGGAAGGCUGUGGCCAUCCUGGUGGUGCUGUGGGUCUCGUCCACGGUGAUCUCCGUCGGUCCGCUGCUGGGCUGGAAGGAGCCGCCGCCGCUGGACGACAGCAUCUGCAGGAUCACGGAGGAGCCGGGAUACGCGCUCUUCUCCUCGCUGUUCUCCUUCUACCUCCCGCUCAUGGUCAUCCUCAUCAUGUACUUCAGGGUGUACGUGGUGGCCCGGAGGACUACCAAGAGCCUGGAAGCGGGCGUCAAGCGGGAGAGGAACAAGUCGAUGGAGGUGGUCCUGCGGAUACACUGCCGGAGCGCGCCGGAGGACGCGCGCACCGCCAGCUGCAAGAGCAGCAAGAACCACCCGUUCAGAAGUUCUCUGUCCGUUCGGCUGAUGAAGUUCUCCCGGGAGAAAAAGGCUGCUAAGACCCUCGCCAUCGUCGUGGGGAUGUUCAUCCUCUGCUGGCUGCCCUUUUUCCUCUUUCUGCCACUCGGUUCUUUCUUUCCAUCUCUGAAACCGUCUGAGACCGUCUUCAAGGUGAUCUUCUGGCUGGGAUACUUCAACAGCUGCAUCAACCCCAUGAUCUACCCCUGCUCCAGCAAGGAGUUCCAGCGAGCCUUCACCCGGCUCCUCAGGUGCCAGUGUUACCACAAGCAGAGGGUGCUGCGGCGCUUCUACGACCAGAGGUGGCGGACCGCUGUCAGGGGGGUGACGAGGGACCAGAGGGGGGACUAUAAGCCCAGCUUCAUUGUGCAUGAAUCCUGCAGUGGAUCCUUCCUGCACAAGGGGAAAAGGCACCCGCUGGGUUUCAGGCGAUGGAGCCUGUUUCCGCCACUGCAGAAGUCCUCGUUCCAGCUGAAAGAGAAAGUGAACAAUCUGUCAAAUAAAAUCAAAGGAGGGACGGGGAAAGGCAGCACAGCUGCGAUGGGCCACACGAACACAGUGGACACAAUCUCCAUGGGGAUUUAUAGCUCUUGUGAGCAGAGCGGUUAUCAGUUCUAUGAUUUGGCCGAAUGUUAUGGCCUGAAAGAGACUGACAUUUAAGAGGGCCACCAGAGAAUCCUUUGUUUAUUUAUUUUUCAAAAGGCCCACAUUGGACCAACAUCAAUAAAGAAUGAAAUAUCUGAGGAUCGAUGCUUGAUUAAAGCUGAGAACAACAGUUUGAUCCUCACACAAACAGGACUAAAACCAUUCCUCAGCUCCAAGUGACCAUCGUGUUCAUUUACAGCACAUUUCUUGCUUAAAUUCACAGUUUGAAUGUCGAGAGUCACUUUGUUUAAGUUUAUUUCUUCCACUUGAAGUCUCUGUGCAUCUACAUUUCAUUUAACAAAAGCCAGGAUCAUUAUUACCGUGACACUUUCUUCUUUACAUUUUAUAUCAAACGGCCUUCGUGUUUUUAACUUUUUGUCAGCUGACACUGUGUGACGACAACUCCUAACGUCUGGUGAAGGCUUUGUUUGAUAUUUUGUAAAAGUAAAUACAAAAAAAAAUAAAGGUAUUGAAAUAAAUGUUCUGAAAGUCUGAAGAGCUGUGACUGAAAUUUAAGUGUUGUCAGAAUCAGAAUGGAUUAUGAUUUGCCACAUUUUUUUUUUCCUGUUUUGACAAGGCAUUGCAAAGAUCAGAGACCAGCAAAGAAUAAAGAUGCUGCACAGUAUUUAUUCUGUUGAAUUUAUGAGUUUACCUGAUGUUGUUUUGUACACUUGAGUCUGCGUGGCUCUCUUAUCUAUCAUUUGCAUUGCUAAGCGAGUGCUAAUGUGAAAAAUAAUAUGCUUUUUGUAUUUUUUGAUGUUGUGUGAGAGAAAAAGCGAAGAAUAAAGAAGAAGUGAA